Messenger RNA from Polyodon spathula (Mississippi paddlefish), 2511 nucleotides. RefSeq names its product FOS like 2, AP-1 transcription factor subunit (gene fosl2). Gene Ontology annotation, cellular component: nucleus. NCBI's taxonomy places the organism in Eukaryota, Metazoa, Chordata, Actinopteri, Acipenseriformes, Polyodontidae. Gene Ontology annotation, biological process: regulation of transcription by RNA polymerase II. The coding region runs from base 682 to 1710 and encodes 342 amino acids. The record is from RefSeq and is a predicted model, not a curated record. Gene Ontology annotation, molecular function: DNA-binding transcription factor activity, RNA polymerase II-specific; RNA polymerase II cis-regulatory region sequence-specific DNA binding. The transcript has 4 exons.
CAUUUCAGUGACUCAUCGGCGCAAAGCGGUGCAAGGGAUAACAAAAAAAAAAAAAUCAAAAGAAAAAGAAAAAAACGAACUGUUCCAAAGAGAGAGAGAGAGAGAGAGAGAGAGAGAGAGAGAGAGAGAGAGAGAGAUUACAACAAAGUGUCAUAUUAAAGACAAGCUCAGAAAAAAAGUUACAGAGUGAGUCACUCGCCUAUCAACAGAGGGACAGACUGAACGCGUCUUGUUUUACCUCAGCCGGGGUUAAAUGUAUAUCUUAACAUAUUCGUGUUAGUAAUAGGUUAACAACUUGAUAGGGUACAGUUUUAACAAGAAUGGUUAUCUGAUAAGGUCGACAAUAAAGGGCACCGUUUAAUUAAAGGAAAUGGAUACAUUUUUCAUAUAGAUUUUUUGCAUUUAUCUACGAAGCAAUAGCUUUAAGUUUAGUAACUUUUGUGUCUCUGCAGCGGAAAUAACAACACAAAGUUAGCUUUACUGACAUUUCUUAUUAUUAUCAUAAAAAAUAAGAAAAGAAAAUACUUGACAUUCCUGAAUAGGAUUUUUUGUUUUUCUUUUUGAACUUUAAAAAAGUUUUUCAUCUAGAGGAACUUAUACAAAAUACGAGGAGUGAAAGGGGAUCACAUACGUAUCCUCGACUGACCAUUAUCCCUUACCCGGUCGUGUUCCCAUUGGAUCAUGUACCGCGAUUACUCCGGGAACUACGACACGUCCUCCCGAGGCAGCAGCGCAUCUCCAGCCCAGCCUGAGUCCUUCACCAGCGGCAGCUGUACCAUCGGCAGCCCCAUCUCUUCUUCAAGCUACCAGAAGUACCGUGCAGAUAUGCCGGGCUCCAGCAGUGCCUUCAUCCCCACUAUCAAUGCUAUCACCACCAGCCAGGAUCUGCAGUGGAUGGUCCAGCCCACAGUCAUCACAUCCAUGUCAAGCCCAUACGCCCGCUCUCACCCCUACACCCUGCCGGGCACCAGCCACCCUGGCUCCACUGCUCACAACGUCCUCGCCAGGCCAGGAGUCAUCCGCUCCAUUGGAGACACGAGGGGCCGUCGCAAGAGAGAUGAGCAGCUGACCCCAGAAGAGGAGGAGAAGAGGAGGAUCCGAAGGGAACGUAACAAGCUGGCUGCCGCUAAGUGUCGCAACAGACGCAGGGAGCUGACCGAGCAGCUACAGGAUGAGACAGAGAUGCUGGAGGAAGAAAAGGCAGGUCUGCAGAAGGAGAUCGAGAGCCUGCAGAAAGAGAAGGACAAGUUGGAAUUCGUGCUGGUGGCGCACAACCCUUUGUGCAAGCUGCCUCCCGAACAGCGCCACUCCCAGACCCAGCAGUCUGCCCCUGUCUCCCUCGCAGUGCGGCCCCGAGAGGGAGCCCUAGCCCCGGUGGUGGUGAAGCAGGAGCCACUGGAUGAGCCAGGCGAGCUGACCAGAUGCGCUUUAGAUCGCUCGCAGCGUUCUGUCAUCAAACCCAUCAGCCCGGGAGGAGGGAUGGGCUUGUACUUCUGUGAGGCAGAUAGCCUCAACACUCCCGUCGUGGUGACAUCGACCCCCGCGGCCACCCCCAACGCAUCCAGCCUCAUCUUUACCUACCCAAGCAUGCUGGAACAAGAGAGCCCUUCCUCACCCUCUGAGUCCUGCUCCAAGGCCCAUCGCCGGAGCAGCAGCAGCGGGGACCAGUCCUCAGACUCCUUGAACUCUCCCACCUUGCUUGCACUCUAAACCAGGCCACUUGGGCAGGGAGCAAGAAAUGAUGAGAAUAAGGUGUUGCUUUGAACUGUUCUCCCCGAUCUAGACCAAAACCAAUUAUCUAGAAAUAAUUACAUGAAUAAUUAAAUAAGUUAAUGUUGUUGGCAUAGUCUCCUCCCAAAGCAACCCUGUACAUCCAGACUUUUUAAAGAGACUUUUUAAGGGCUAUUGAUGAUGUUUUUUUCCCUUCUUCAAAAAAGCUGAAAGCUGCUAUAACAGGGUCUGUUCAUUGUGUUCAGUAAAGCGGGUUGAACCAUACAGUUUCAUUAGCCUUCUGUGUUGAAGGGGGUUGCUAAACUAAGUCAGUGCAAGACUGGAAGGUUGUUCAGUGUUUGUAAAUUUAAGUUUAAGUUAAGUACUACUAUAUACCGUACAUGUUUCAAGGGAAGAUAAAAAACUUUGCAGUAGUGUUUUUUUUAUUACUCACUGCAUUCUUAUUGUUGAGGACAGAAAAUAAUUCAACAGAUUAAUACAGUAAAAAAAGAAAACCAAAAACUGUAAAUAAAAAAGCCCCUACUAAGUGGUUUAUUGCAAUGAUCCUUAAAAAUGCACUUAGUUUUAUUCUUUUCAAAGUUUCAAAUUUGAACUUAUAUAUCUCAAAUUGUAUACAUAACAUAACUGAAUACAUGCAUCCUGUUUUAGAACAUUUGAGACACAAAUGAUUUUAAGUUUGGGAUUUAAGUUGCUGGAAUACAAUGGGGGACUUUUUUGACCUGAAAAAAGGAACAAGGACCAGGGGUCACAAAUGGAGAUUAGAUAAAGUGGUAUUCAGAA